Molecule: messenger RNA, 2213 nt
Organism: Ictalurus punctatus (channel catfish)
Lineage: Eukaryota; Metazoa; Chordata; Actinopteri; Siluriformes; Ictaluridae
Gene: vopp1b
Product: VOPP1 WW domain binding protein b
Exons: 5
Coding region: 442-951 (169 amino acids)
Cellular component (GO): cytoplasmic vesicle membrane
Source: RefSeq, a predicted model, not a curated record
AUUGCGGAGGCUGCUCAGCGCGAGCCUGUGGUCAACACUAAAGUCAAAUUGCGCGUGGAAAAUAAGUCUAAUCUUUUUGUUCAUGUGUGUUGGUUCAGGUUCAGGUCUCCUUUGAGAGAGUUCAGUGUGAAUCUUGGCACUGUAAGAGAGAGAGAGAGAGAGAGAGAGAGAGAGAGAGAGAGAGAGAGAGAGAGAGAGAGUGCGCGCGCGCGCGCGUGUGCGUGCGUGCGUCCGUCCGUCCCGCAUUGACAGUAGGCGCUACGGAUACACACCGAGCCUCGACUAGCGCUUUGUAUUGCAGCCCGAAGCCACCAUGGACUGAAAGGAUCUUUCUUUACGCGCUGCCCAUAAACACAGAUCUGCUAUGAAAGCUUCGUGGUGACCGGAAAUCCUCUCUGUUUUUGCGCUAAGGUGCCAAAAUUAAAGCUAAAGCGAGUAAAGAUGAAGCAGCAUGGAGUGUGUGUUUUACUGACGCUGUGGCUCUUUAUGGAGUGUAUAGAAGCAAAGAAGUACUGUUGGUAUUUUCAAGAAGGAUAUCCCACCUACUUCAUAUGCCGCUCGUAUGAGGACUGUUGUGGGACUCGCUGUUGUGUGCGUGCUCUGUCCAUCCAGAGACUCUGGUACUUCUGGCUGUUGCUGAUGAUGGGAGUGCUUUUCUGCUGCGGAGCUGGUUUUUUCAUUCGCCGACGUAUGUAUCCAUCUCCUCUGAGCGAAGAGCCCGCCUUUAACGUGUCAUUCACCAGACACCCUGUGAGCACACCAGUUUCUCAGCAGCCUGGUAUUCAGGGCUAUGGUGACCCCAGCGUUGCCAUGACAAUGCCUCUGGCUCCGGCCUACCCGGGCCAACCAAGCACAGCCCACAUGAUGAGUUCAUACCCACCGCCGCCGUCCUACUGCAACCAUCCUCCACCAUCUUAUGACCAGGUCUUCAAUUCCACAGAAAAGAAGUAGGUCCAGAUGGUCACCAUGGCACAACACACUCCAGCAGAUCAGCGAUCUGAGUCAGGACAACUCGACAUGAUGCUGCCCUGAACCUCUGGCAGCCUACAACUCAGUCUCGAGUAGCUUCAAGUGGCUUGUUUUAAUUUUGUGUGCUUGUUUUAGGAUACAGCAUUUUUUAUGUUCAUUGUUCAACAUUUUAGAGGUGGACAGAGCUGCUUUUAUUGGACUGUGUAUUUAAAUAAAACAAUUUAAAAAAAGAACAUGAAGAUUUUCUGGAUGGAAGGACAUGCAGAACAUGAACUGCAUCUCAGCUCAAAUAUUCAGAGUUUCAGAGUUCAGGGUAAAGGAACUGGGUGGAGGCAAAAGAUGGAUAAUGGUACACUGGAAAGAGGAUUGCAGUAAAUCCAACUGUGUCGUGAUUUUACUGUUGUUCAGUAACUGUACAGACAAAAAUGACUUAUCUUUGAAGGACAUCUUCCCUUACCAAGUCCACUGUGCUGGUUGGGCAGUUUGGAAGCCUGGAGGCUUGGAACAGAGAAAAUCAGACCAUCUUUACUAGGGACUGUAGCAAGGACUUUGUUGUGUUUGAAGAAGAGGAACUUUGCAGGCACCGACAAUUUCUGUGCUGAAGCAGAGUGUGAAGACACAUCCUAAGGCAACUGAGCAGAGUGUGGUGAUAACUAAGCCGGCAGGACAGCACACCUUUCAAUCCAAUACUCAAGCAGGUCAAUACAGGUCAUUCAUUCAUCCUCGUAAUCCAUUAUACACCAAAGGCCAUUGGUUAUUGUAAGUGAAGGUCAGAUCCUGAAUCAGCUUCAUCUUCAAAUAGCUUGACGGUGUUAUAACUGAUGAGGACAAGGCCAAGGUUAGUCCAUCCCUGAUACCCAGCAUGCAGCCAUUUCACUGCCAUACAUACAGCCAAGCUGAGGUCAAGCCACCUUGCCCAAAUGUAAGUGAUCAAAAUCAGUUACUUUGUUUUCCUAAUGUAGUUACUGGACUUGCCAUUUUACCCUUGAACAUGAAGGCAGUCUGGUGAUCCUCUGUAACUUGUUCCAAUCAUAAAUACAUGUAAAAGUGUCCAGGACCGAAAGCGUUCGCUCAAAAGCACACUCUUGAUGGAUGGAGAUAAGAACUACAAAGUGCACAAUUAACAGCUAGUAUGAACUUUUAUGCUUUUUAGCAAUUUAUAGCUUUGUGGUUGAAAGAAAAGUGCAUAAAACCUAGGCAGAAACUCAGCCCAAAAAUGACAAUAAAUUAUUAUUCUUAUCACA